AUGGAUGGUGCCAUCUGCCACUAUGGGCUGAGCUGCCCGAGAUCGUUUGAACUGGAAUGUCAGGAGAUUGGCUGCAAAGCCUCAGAGCGAACGUGUGGAGAUUUAGGUGUCAACUUUAGACCUGCGGAAUGGGAUGGCCGCUGCAAUGACGGGCCAAAUGAUGUUGCACGCAGGUACGAGUGCUGCCAGUGUGUGGCUUUGCAGCCCGUUCCGGCUACGCAUUCUCCAGCCUCGUCCGGCCUUUCCUGCCAGCGAACGAGCGAUGACUGCCCCACCUCGUUGUCUGCCGCAUGUUGCAAGGACGAGCUGUCCUGCCCAGAUGGUUUCGAACUUUCCUCAUCGAUCUCCUUGUGCGGGGCGACUGCCUGUGAUCGAUUGGGCUCCAGCUACCUUCCCAGCGAGGUCAUACACAUGUCGCAGCAGUGCGUUGAUCUCUACGCACAAGACCAGACCCUCUGCAAGACCUGCGUGGAGACCAGUGGAGGCUCUACAAGCCAGGUGCCAUCCGUCACUCUCCCAGCAAUAAUAAGCACCACGUUAGUGGACGCUGCGGUGGCGACAACAUCGCAGCAAGGUGCAACUCCAACAGCUGCCCCAGCUUCCAACAGCGAUUUCGUACUUCCGAUGCGGGGUGGAGAGUUUUGCAUUACAGAUGGCUACGAGAUUUGCGAGUACCCGUUAGAAUGUCCCGUUGACUACAGCCUUCAGUGCCAAGGCCUGGCCUGCGAAGCAGAGCAGACCUGCGAGGACCUGGGAAGCCACUUCGCUACCCAGCGCUGGAACGGACACUGCGAUGGUGACUGGGAAGAAGAGGUGCUGGAACGCUUCAAAUGCUGCAGAUGUGCUCGAUCUCUGCCCUCCGAUGCCGGCUGGGAGUACAUUGGCAGUCCGGGCAAUGCUGCUUGCCGAGGGAGGAACCGAACUGACAAUGACCCGAGCUACUACACCGUGCAUGCGGGCCUCACGGACCUGGAAGCAUGCAAGAGGCUGUGCAUUGAUCAGUUUCCGAGUUGCAAAGGCAUAGAAUUCAGCCACGGACGAUGCGAAAUCUGGACACGUCCCGAAGGGAUUUUUGCGUGGGCCGAGCUCAACAUCAGUGGCUUUACUUGCAUGCGCUUUGGUUGGCCAACAAGAAAUCUUGUCCCAGUUGAUGGUGGAGUCGGAAGAGCUUGCCGUGGAGAUGAAUCAUGGGAUAACUCCGAUGAUUACUACGUGGUGGUUCCAUCGCAGACUAUCCAGGAAUGUCAGGCAGCUUGCGCUGCUGCACCGUCGUGCAAUGGGAUUGAAUUCAGCAUGGGCCGCUGUGAGGUUUGGCGGCGUCCGAUCGCGGCGAGCCUUGAGCUCGCGAACUUCACUUGCCAAGCCUACUCUCCACAUGGCUUGUCGUUACCGCUCUUCACCGAAAAGGAGCCAAUCAUAUUGCCAUAA
Molecule: messenger RNA, 1428 nt
Organism: Symbiodinium sp. CCMP2456
Lineage: Eukaryota; Dinophyceae; Suessiales; Symbiodiniaceae
Source: the annotation of a GenBank genome assembly